AUGUCUACGUACGACUCAUCACUUCUGAACCAGUUUCUACCACAAUACUACAAAAAAAUAUUUCCAUUUAAACCGUAUGUGAAAUGGUUAUGCUAUAAUCAGAAACCCGGUGAAUACUUUGCCCGACGUGAGUUCGCGUUUAUUCUGGAGGAGGAUGUGCAUCUUCGGUAUCGGAGUUUUAACGAUCAGAACGAAUUCGAGACUGAGCUAUGCAAAAUCAACCCUCACAAAUUAGAUAUUGGUGCCGUUUACUCUCACAAGCCGAAGGACAACAAAAAACACUCGGAUUUCAAAGCCGUGGAGAGGGAGUUGGUGUUUGACAUAGAUCUUACUGAUUAUGACAAUGUUAGGAAGUGUUGUUCCGAAGCAAAGGUGUGCGUGAAAUGUUGGCGUUUUGUGUCUCUCGCAGUCCAAGUUCUUGACAAAUCACUUGAUGAGCACUUCGGCUUCAAAGCACGUAUGUGGGUAUUCUCUGGUCGACGUGGUGUUCAUUGCUGGAUUGGAGACGAGAAAGCGAGGAAGUUGACUAACGCUGGCCGUUCUGCUGUUGCUGAGUACCUUUCGUUGAUUGUGGGAGACAAACUUGAUAUGUACGCUGGACGAUCCAGUAUGGCUAAGAAGUCGCUGCCAGUUCAUCCUAUGGUGGAGACAGCGUAUCGAGUGGCAAUGGAUUGCGGUGAACUGGAUGCAAUGGUUCUUGAACAAGGAUGGCUGGAACUCGACUCAGCACUCGAAGUUCUGAAGAACUGUGAAGAUCAAGAUCUUCGAGAAACUCUUCGUUCGCAGUUUCAAGAGGUAGACAGCGCUGAACAAAGAUGGAAACUACUUAAACGUCACUUUGAUGAUAAAUACCGAAAUGAAAUGGCACGAGCAAAUCAAGUUGUUCCAGAGCGAGUUAAUGGUCCAAGUAGGAAUUUUCUGCGAUGGUUUGUCCUGUGGCACGCUUACCCUCGGUUAGAUGUAAACGUUUCAACAGGUUUGAAUCAUUUGCUAAAGUCGCCGUUUUGCAUCCAUCCGAAAACUGGAAAUGUUGCUGUACCUCUGGACGUUAGCAAGAUUCACGAUUUCGACGUGACAAAAUGUCCUCGUGUUGAUAUUCUCAUCAACGAACUGUCGAAGAGUGUUGCCGAUGAAGAUAUGAAGGAAAACCGAAAAAUUCUAGGCUACAAACAUACCUCAUUAGCACCAUAUGUUGAAAACUUUGAGAAAUUUAUAGACACAACCCACAUCUACAACAUCUCCUACUUAUUUCUGGUAGAUCCUAAGGAAAAUUCCUGUCGUUAUUGGGGGAAGGAACCAUCGGCAGUUCCUUGGACAAUCCUUUUCAAUUAUGCUUUCAUUGCCGAUACAUUGACGACUGUUUCCUUAUCUGCUUCACUCAUACGGAGAUGGACAAUUUUUUCAAGAAAUCCCAGAAAGGAUCCAUUACACCAGAUCUAG
Necator americanus (New World hookworm) is the source of this 1440-nucleotide messenger RNA. RefSeq lists its product as uncharacterized. The record is from RefSeq and is a predicted model, not a curated record. Bases 1 to 1440 code for a protein of 479 amino acids. Gene Ontology annotation, biological process: DNA replication, synthesis of primer. The transcript has 16 exons. Gene Ontology annotation, cellular component: alpha DNA polymerase:primase complex. NCBI's taxonomy places the organism in Eukaryota, Metazoa, Nematoda, Chromadorea, Rhabditida, Ancylostomatidae.